Carassius carassius (crucian carp) is the source of this 1512-nucleotide messenger RNA. RefSeq names its product toll-like receptor 13. Gene Ontology annotation, biological process: toll-like receptor signaling pathway; immune response; inflammatory response. Lineage: Eukaryota; Metazoa; Chordata; Actinopteri; Cypriniformes; Cyprinidae. Gene Ontology annotation, molecular function: transmembrane signaling receptor activity. The record is from RefSeq and is a predicted model, not a curated record. Gene Ontology annotation, cellular component: membrane.
CACAACUUUGACACUAAUGUGUGUUAUUUAGACAUAGCACUCUACCUGUUUUCCUCAACGUUUGCAUGUACAAUCUUAAUAAGCUUGAUACUACUUCAUAUGACAGACUUCACUGGAAAUUUAAGUAUGGCUACUAUGUGAUUCGUUCAUGGUUUGGAGAACAGUGGUGCCAUUUAAGGGACCAGGAGGAGAAAUACAAGUGCGAUGCCUUCAUUUCCUACAACUCAGCAGAUGAAGAUUGGGUAAUGGAACAGCUGCUGCCAAACCUUGAGAGUUCUUCAUUUCCGCUCUGCCUCCACCACAGAGAUUUCACGCUUGGCCGCAAUAUUGUCGACAACAUUGUGGCUGCCAUAUACAGCAGUCGCAAAACGAUCUGUGUGGUAUGUCAGAGAUUCCUUCGCAGUAAAUGGUGCUCACUGGAGAUCCAGCUGGCCAGCUAUCAUCUCUUUCAAGAAAUGCAGGAUGCUUUUGUUGGUUUUCUGGAACCUAUCACCUGUUAUCACCGUAUGAGGAAGGUCAUGCUCAAAAAUACUUAUUUGCAAUGGCCUGGGUCAAACUGUUUUCAUCCAAACAGUGCAAAAGAACUGUUCUGGAAUCAGUUAAAGAGAGCACUAAGGAGCAGCAACACUAGAAGCCAAGAGCAGCAGAAUGAUCAGAGGAGACGAGACAAAGAAGGUACAGACAAGGAAGAAAGAGAAUAUUUUAUGAAUCAGACACCAAUAAAUGAUGAAGUACAUUACCUGAUCCCCUGAUUACAAUGCCAUAUUGAUAUUUGCAUAGGGACGUAUCUUCAUAAUUAUUUUUAAUAGUAUUAUUGUUCUUGAAUUUGUUUCAUUGUUAUGAACACAGAUGUGGGCGUGGUUGUUUUUACUCUGCCUCUCUCUUUCUCUGCUGCUCUUUCGGGCAUUUAUCACCACCUGUAGCUCAUUUGUAAAAGCGUGCCUGAAACCGAGAGGAUACUGUGGCAGUUCAUACUAGGAGACACACUUCUCCCCUGCUCGACUGAACUUUGUGCUUGUUUUUUCAUGCAGAGACAAUAGUUGUGUAUUAACAGUGGCUAAUUAAGCAUUAACUGUUAAUUGCUGUUGUUCCAGGUUGAGAUUGAGCAAAAGGUAUUGUGGCUCUUUUGUCUCGGGUGAUUUUAAUUACUAGCAUGUGUGUUAAAAGGGAUGCUGUAGGGGGAGAGUGCCUUUUUCUUUUUAUAUUGCCUUUUGCUUCUGUUUUUGUACAACAAGGGAGGUGAGGGAAGUUGGCUGUAUAUUUCUUUUCUUUUCAUUAAAGUUAGUUAGAACUCCUUCUUAAAUUAGUUAGUGAACUAUUUUGUUUGUUAUUUUAGGCCCUGCUCAUCUGAGCAUUUGCUCCCAUUUACAUUAUGUUUUUUUCUGUCUUGUAUAUAAAAUGAUUUCUGUUUAAACAGUAUGUAUCAACUGGUGUCAUAUUCAUUCUGUGACAGAGGAUUGAUUUAUGUUCUCACGAUUCGUUUCCUCUGUACUUUUUUUUCUUUCUUUGUUA